Stylophora pistillata is the source of this 537-nucleotide messenger RNA. RefSeq names its product 30S ribosomal protein S6-like. The record is from RefSeq and is a predicted model, not a curated record. NCBI's taxonomy places the organism in Eukaryota, Metazoa, Cnidaria, Anthozoa, Scleractinia, Pocilloporidae.
AUGUCUGGAGGAAAAUUCAACCUUAAGGGCAAAGGAGACAAUGCUCGCUUCCGCAUUCUGAAAGCGGCUCAAAAACGAUUUGCACAAAAAGGAUUUGCUGGAACAUCUAUGUCCAGUAUUGCUUUAAAAGCAGAAGUUUCCCAUGGUCUCUUGUUCCAUCAUUUUAAAAACAAAAAAAACCUGUGGAAUGAGGAUUUGUCAACGGCACAAGUUGAAUCUUUAACAUCUGCCGUUACAGACGUCAUUACCAAGCACAAAGGUUCUGUUGGAAAAACAGAAUAUUGUGGCCUUCGUCCCCUUGCUUACCCUAUUCGUAAAAACCGUAAAGGCCAUUAUGUCCUUUUAAACGUUACAGGUGACAAAAAGGUUCUUGAAGAAAUUGAUCACUUCCUUCGUCUUAACGAAGAUAUUUUGCGUCACGUUACUUUGUCUGUUGAAAAGCAUGAUGAAGAACCUUCUGCUCUCUAUCAACAGUCCCGUUCUUUUCGUGAAUCAAGCAGUUGGGAUGUAAAACUCCCUCACGCGUCCAGAUCUUAA